ACUACUGCAAAAAAUAAAUAAAUACAUAAUAAAAUAACCGCAGAAGUCGUUUCAACCAACAGACGUUUGGCAUUUCAUCAAGCAAGAGAUUCCUGUGUGACAGAAAUGGCAAAUCCAGCCAAUUUAACCUAUGGUAACUUCAGCUAUGACUAUUACUACGAGGAUGAAAUCUGUGAUAAGAGUGGAGUGGUGAUAUUUGGAUCCUUUGCCAUUCCGAUUUUCUCUGUUGUGAUCACACUGAGCCUGGUCGGAAACAUUCUUGUCCUCAUAAUCCUGGCUUUGUAUGAAAAACUUAAAUCUCUGACCAACAUUUUCAUCCUCAACUUGGCCAUCUCUGACCUCGUCUUCACCAUCGGUCUUCCUUUCUGGGCCAUUUACCACGUCCAGGGAUGGGUGUUUUCUGAAAUUCUCUGCAAAGUUGUGACUUUUAUCUUCUUCACUGGGUUUUACAGCAGCAUUCUCUUCCUGACCAUCAUGACCAUCUACAGAUACCUGGCUGUGGUUCAUCCUCUGUCUGACCUCAGCACACCGAAACACUCCAUCGGGGUGUUUCUGUCUGUCCUGAUUUGGAUAAUCAGCACUGGAGCAGCCAUGCCCUCCCUCCUCUUCAGCUCAAUCACCAAGGUCCACCACAAAGAUAAAGAGUCACAGGGCUGUGAAUAUAUUGAUCCACUGUGGGAAACCAUUGGUGUCAUCCAACAGAAUGGUUUCUUCCUAGUUGCUUUUGCAGUCAUGACUUUUUGCUUCAUAAUAAUUGUGAGAAUCACAAGAACAAGAUCUCACACAAGCAACAAAGCAGUCAAAUUAGUCUUCUGCAGAGUUGCUCUAUUCUUCAGUGCCUGGGUGCCGUACAAUGUUGUAAUCUUUUUGAGGGUCUUGCCUGCUCAUGUGGUCCCGUCAUUAGUUGAAUGUGAAGCAAGCACCCAGCUUGACUAUGCAUUCUAUGCUUGCAGGCUCAUUGCUUUCUCCCACUGUUGCCUGAAUCCCAUCUGUUAUGCAUUUGUUGAUGUGAAGUUUAGGAGUCAUUUAAAGUUAUUGCAGGUUAGAAUGGAAAACCUCAUAUCACGUAGAACAAUGUACUAGCUACUCAGUUGAUUUUCUUGCAUAUGUUAUUUGCCCUGUUAAUUGUUUUUCUCUCCCAGUGUGCCUUUAGUAAAAUUGCAUAUCUCAUAUCAAAUUUAUCUAAUUACAAAAAAAAAUAGGAACUGCUCCAUGUGUCAUAUGUUGCACCCGGCAAUCAAUUUCAAGGCUUUUAUCGUGUGUGUGUGUGCGUGUGUCACACAGUGUGAAGUAAUUAUUUGACCCUGUGUUGUUUUUAUGAUGUGGGGUUUAUUAGUAAACUUAGUUAUUGCAUUUUGUAU
Molecule: messenger RNA, 1361 nt
Organism: Maylandia zebra (zebra mbuna)
Lineage: Eukaryota; Metazoa; Chordata; Actinopteri; Cichliformes; Cichlidae
Product: chemokine XC receptor 1-like
Biological process (GO): positive regulation of cytosolic calcium ion concentration; cell chemotaxis; G protein-coupled receptor signaling pathway
Cellular component (GO): membrane; external side of plasma membrane
Molecular function (GO): C-C chemokine binding; C-C chemokine receptor activity
Source: RefSeq, a predicted model, not a curated record